Tetrapisispora phaffii CBS 4417 is the source of this 2130-nucleotide messenger RNA. RefSeq lists its product as uncharacterized. Gene Ontology annotation, cellular component: nucleus; cytosol. Gene Ontology annotation, biological process: protein folding. The record is from RefSeq and is a predicted model, not a curated record. The coding region runs from base 1 to 2130 and encodes 709 amino acids. The transcript has a single exon. NCBI's taxonomy places the organism in Eukaryota, Fungi, Ascomycota, Saccharomycetes, Saccharomycetales, Saccharomycetaceae. Gene Ontology annotation, molecular function: ATP-dependent protein folding chaperone; ATP binding.
AUGAGUAUUCCAUUUGGUUUGGAUUUAGGUAAUAUGAACUCCGUUCUAGCGGUAGCUAGGAACAGAGGUAUUGAUAUUGUUGUUAAUGAAGUCUCUAACCGUUCUACCCCUACUAUCGUUGGUUUCGGUGAGAAAAAUAGGUACAUCGGUGAAGCUGGUAAGAAUAAGCAAACUUCAAACAUCAAGAACACCGUCGAUAACGUUAAAAGAAUCAUUGCUCUUGAUUACAAUGAUGAUGACUUAGCCACCGAGUCUAAAUAUUUCAACUCGAAAUUGGUUAAAUUAGCUGAUGGUAAAGUUGGUACUCAAGUUAGAGUAGGCUCCGAGGUAGAGGAAUUCACUGCCACUCAAAUUGCAGCUAUGUUUUUAGGUAAAGUUAAGAACACUGUCGAAGUCGAAACAAAAUCUCCAGUCUCUGACGUUUGUAUUGCUGUCCCAGCUUGGUACAAUGAAGAACAGCGUUAUGCGAUUGCAGAUGCUGCUAAAAUUGCAGGCCUAAACCCAGUGAGAAUUGUUAAUGAAGUCACUGCUGCUGCUGUCUCUUAUGGUGUCUUUAAGACAGAUUUGCCAGAAGGUGAAGAAAAACCAAGAAUCGUCGCUUUGAUUGAUAUUGGCCAUUCUUCAUAUACUUGUUCUAUUGUUUCUUUCACAAAAGGUGAAUGCAAGGUUCUAGGUACUGCUUAUGAUAAACAUUUCGGUGGUAGAGACUUUGAUCAUGCCAUCGCUAACCAUUUUGCUGACGAAUUCGAUGCUAAGUACAAAUUAAAUAUUAGAGAAAACCCAAAGGCUUUCCACAGAUUGGUAAUUGCUGCGGAAAAAUUAAAGAAAGUUCUAUCUGCUAACUCAACUGCUCCUUUCAAUAUCGAAUCAGUAAUGGAUGAUCUAGAUUUCUCUUCUCAAUUAACACGUGAAGAUUUGGAACAAUUAGUGGAACCUUUAUUAAGUCGUGUCACUGAGCCAAUCACGGCAGCUAUUUCUCAAGCUAAGUUGGAUAUUUCCAAUAUUGAUGUCGUUGAAAUUAUUGGUGGUACCACCCGUAUCCCAGUCUUAAAGAAUGCUAUUUCAAAUGUCUUUAACAAAGACGUUUCUUCCACUUUAAACCAAGAUGAAACUAUUGCUAAAGGUGCUGCAUUCAUUUGUGCUAUUCAUUCUCCAACUUUAAGAGUCAGACCAUUCAAAUUUGAAGAUAUCCACCCUUACUCUGUAUCUUAUUAUUGGGAUAAGCAAGUUGAAGAUGAAGAUAACUUAGAAGUUUUCACAAAGAAUUCAACUUUCCCAUCAACUAAAUUGAUUACUUUACAUCGUACCGGUGAUUUCUCAAUGGGAGCCAAAUACACCAAUAAGGAGGAAUUACCAAAAUCAGUUAGAGCUGACAUCGCAUCAUGGGAUAUUACUGGUGUUAAAUUGAAUGACAACAAAGAAUCUAUUGAGGCAAAAUUGAAGUUAAGAUGUGACCCAUCUGGCUUACAUAUUAUUGAAGAAGCUUACACUGUUGAAGAAGUUGUCACCAAAGAAGAAAUUCCACUACCAGACGAUGCUGCAGAAGACGCUGAACCUGAAUACAAAGAAAUCAAGAACAUUGUCAAGAAAGACAAUCUAACAAUUGUUGCACACACAUUUGCAUUAGAUCCUGCUACUUUGAAUGCUUUCACUGAAAAGGAAAACGAAUUGUUUGCACAAGAUAAAUUGGUUGCUGAAACUGAAGAAAAAAUGAAUCAAUUGGAAGAGUACAUCUACUCUAUGAGAUCUAAGCUGUCCGAACAAUACUCUACUUUUGCUAGUGACGAAGAGAAGCAAGUCUUAAAUGAAAAAUUAAAUCAAGCUGAAGAAUGGCUUUAUGAUGAAGGUUUAGAAACCACUAAGGCAAACUAUAUUGCCAAGUACGAUGAGUUAGCUAAAUUAGGUAAUGUCAUCAAGGAUAGAUACAUGGCUAAGGAAGAAGAAAAAAGACAAGCAAUUUUAGCAGAAGAAAAGCUUGCGAAGGAGGCUGCUGCUGCUGCUGCUGCCGCUGAAGCUGAAGCCAAAGCUGCCACCGACGCUGAAGGUACUGCCGAAGGAACUGCCGAAGGAACUGCCGAACCUACUGUCGAGGACAGUGCCGAUGCCGACGUUGAUGUUGAAAUGGAUUAG